UCUUGAUACAUGUGCAGCGACCUGGGCUUUCCGACGUUGGUUGCUCUGUGGUACUGGUUCUCCGCAUGACUCUCGAAGUGAAUACGUGUAUCUAGCAGAGAAUACCUGCUGCACUUCAUACACGAAAAAUGCAUCAAAGUUGGAUUCCCCCACAUUCGAACUUCUGGUGGUUUGCUUUAAUGUGGAUACGUGUUGUGGUCGUGCAAAGUCGGAUACAAGCACCAGCAAAUAAGGAACAGCCGUUCGCUUCCAUCGUUUACACGGGAGUGGUCCGAGGAAAAGUAGCACUGCCUUGUGACAUUAGACCUCCUUCCUCCGAUGACUCCGUCACACUUGUGCUGUGGUACAAGGACGAGAGCUUGGCACCCAUUUAUACGCUCGACUCUCGAAGAGGUCAAUUGGAUCAGGCAAGACAGUCAUCUCUACCAGAACUGGAAGAUCGUGCCUUCUUCAAUAUGGACAGCGAACCUGCUUUUCUUCAAAUUGACCCCGUGGAGGAAGGCGAUGCCGGGGAGUACCGCUGCCGGGUAGAUUUUCGCAAAGGUCGAUCUAUCAACACGGUCAUCAAUUUAAAAGUCGUCGUGCCUCCGGGAGAUCCUGUAAUCCUGGACAAGAACGGAUACCGAAUGGAAGGUCUUGCUGGACGCUUCAACGAAGGGGAACACUUGAGACUCAUAUGUGAAGUUGAAGGAGGUAAACCUCGACCCGUGGUCUCCUGGUGGAAGGACAAGCGGCUCGUAGAUAACAACUUCACGGUUAUCGGCGACGGUCGAUUGGCUCGGAACGUCCUCGAGAUCGAUCAACUGAAGCGGUCCGAUUUCCUGUCGGUGCUGACGUGCCAGGGGGCCAACAACAACUCCACUGUAUCGGUCUCCCGGAGCAUCACACUCGACAUGAAUUUGCUUCCCCUGGACGUCGCCAUUCAACCACCAAAAGAACCUCUCUCUGCUGACAAGGAAGUGGAACUGGUGUGUACUUCGAGCGGCUCUCGUCCCCCAGCCUUAUUGACGUGGUGGAAGGGCGGUCAACAGCUCAUUUCUUCCAAAGAGCAUCAAGUGCAAGAAGGAGUGACCACGAGCUCCAGCAUCAUCCAGUUCACUCCACGCAUAGAGGACAGUGGACAAAUCCUGUCAUGCCGUGCUGAGAAUCAGUUUAUCCCCGGCAGUGCAAUCGAAGAAGGAUGGAAACUCGACGUUCUUUACGCUCCGAAGGUCUCAGUGCAGUUGGGCCAAAACCUGAAAUUGGACGAUAUACAAGAAAGCAACGAUGUGUACCUGGAAUGCCUGAUCGACGCCAGCCCUCCUGCAACAGAAAUCACGUGGCUUUUCGGCGAGAGUGAGGUUACCACAAACAUAUCUGACGGCGUCAUCGUCAGCAGCCAAUCCCUGGUCUUGCAAAAGGUACAUCGCUCUCGAGGAGGGAGCUACAAGUGUUCUGCCAUCAACAGGGAAGGCCGGGGCACCAGUAAAGACUUUACACUCAGGGUCAAGUUUGCCCCCAUUUGUAAAGCUGGACAGAGGGUCACUUACGGCGUUUCUCCGGGAGAGUCUGUCAGCGUCCACUGCGAGCUCGAAGCAGACCCAAGCGACGUAAGGUUCCAGUGGCGCUUCAACACGUCUGCUGCUUCCGGCAAGAGACACGAAAGAAUCAGUUACAGCCAUGUGUUUGCGCGAAGCACUGCCGUCUACACGCCGCAGACGGAGGAAGACUAUGGUGAACUGCUCUGCUGGGGCGCGAACGAUGUUGGGAAGCAGCGCAGGCCCUGCAGCUUUUCCAUAAUUAAAGCGGGCCCUCCUGACCCAGUUUCAAACUGCACACAGCUGAAUGCUACGGAAGAUUCUGUAUUCUUCGAGUGCACCGAGGGCCGAUGGGACGGCGGUAUCUCUCCUGUGACGUUCGUAGCCGAGAUGUACAAUAUAUACACUGGACGGCUGCAGGCCAACGGCACUUCUGUCGGCUCUCCCACCUUUGCUUUUAUAGGACUGCCUGCUGGAUCGUCCUUCAACGUGGUCGUCUACUCCGUUAACGCUAAGGGCCGAAAAACACCGACAAACCUGAUUGUAAACACUCUUCGGCCCGCUGAGAAGCUUACAGCUGGCUACCAGGCAAUCAAUAUUAUACGGCCAGUUCUUGGAGCUUUGGUUGGUGUGGUUGUCACACUUCUCAUAGCGGCAAUCGCUAUCAUCAUCUUCAUCAAAUUCAAGCAUCAGAAAAGAACAAAAGAUCACAGGAAAGAAAGGAAUGACGAAAAAUCACAAACUCUUCUGACAAAGGACACCGAAGACUUUCCAGAUUUUGAAGAAAGGGGCCCGGAUAUCAUACCCUCGACCCCUCUUAACAAGCCACAUUUUACACCUACCUAUCAAGAUGUGGAAGACAUUGACCACGGAUUUACAAGAGGCAGCCUUUCAACUUUCUACAGCCUUCCUCCGGGACCAAAGCGGUCUACUGCAGAAAGUGACGGUGCUUCCAGCAAGUUGUCAAAUAUUAAUGAAGUUUGCGACGCAACCUAUGGUGAGUUUUCCACCACUGCAGCAUCUCUCAGUGGGACGCCUUCAUCAGCUUCAAGCACAAUGAAACUGCUUCGAAAUGUGCCUCCGAAGCUUCCGCCAAGUCAAUUUUCCCAAAUAGACUUUCACAGAAGUGUUGCUCAGCGUCCCUUGCCAACCAGCCAUGAAAUCCUUGCAACUGUGCCGCAUUCACCGGAUACAGAAGAAGUGCAGACUGUGUUGUGUGGUGAUUCUUUACAACGUGGGAAUCACAUGGAAAGUACAGUAUAAAUCCUGGCAGCAUCUUGGUGACUGUAGUUUUAGAGUAUCUGCAGUAACUUUGUGAGAAGACUUCAGUGGGUUGGUUUUGAACGAAACUGUCAUUCGGGCUGUCUGAAAGUGGUGACGUGCUGUGGUGGCCUUGAAGAACAACUUUUACGCCACGAAGCGUUUCUUUUUUACGAUUAUCUGUGCACCACGCAGCGUUCGUUGUCUCUAUAACAACUGCUGAAGGUUUCGAACGAACAUACAUCAAAGUUUUGCACACUUGCGCACUGUAACUAAAAAUGUAGUGUCAUUGUCGACACUGAACCGAACUCUUUCGAACCGGUAUGUACGCCAAGUAUAAUGAGGGAGGAAAGGCGCUGAAAAACUCGAAACGCGGCCUACGUUUCCUACCAAAGCCGCAUUCUGUGCCACAGUCAUAGCCUGAGUGCCUGGUUUGACACAGCAGCU
Molecule: messenger RNA, 3224 nt
Organism: Ornithodoros turicata
Lineage: Eukaryota; Metazoa; Arthropoda; Arachnida; Ixodida; Argasidae
Product: nephrin-like
Exons: 13
Coding region: 129-2780 (883 amino acids)
Molecular function (GO): protein binding
Source: RefSeq, a predicted model, not a curated record